Messenger RNA from Cygnus atratus (black swan), 5070 nucleotides. It is a transcript of the gene MLLT6, whose product is annotated as MLLT6, PHD finger containing. The transcript has 20 exons. Bases 40 to 3264 code for a protein of 1074 amino acids. Gene Ontology annotation, biological process: regulation of transcription by RNA polymerase II. Gene Ontology annotation, molecular function: nucleosome binding; histone binding. Gene Ontology annotation, cellular component: nucleus. Lineage: Eukaryota; Metazoa; Chordata; Aves; Anseriformes; Anatidae. The record is from RefSeq and is a predicted model, not a curated record.
GUAGCGGGAGGAGGGGGGGAAGGAAACCCUCAUGGAAGUAUGAAGGAGAUGGUGGGAGGCUGCUGUGUCUGUUCUGAUGAGCGGGGCUGGGCGGAGAACCCGCUGGUGUACUGCGAUGGACACGGCUGCAAUGUGGCGGUGCACCAAGCUUGUUAUGGAAUUGUCCAGGUUCCUACCGGACCGUGGUUCUGUCGGAAAUGUGAAUCUCAAGAGAGAGCCGCCAGGGUGAGAUGUGAACUGUGUCCCCACAAAGAUGGAGCCCUGAAACGGACCGACAACGGAGGGUGGGCCCACGUUGUCUGUGCUCUGUACAUCCCAGAGGUGCAGUUUGCCAAUGUGCUCACCAUGGAGCCAAUUGUCCUGCAGUAUGUACCCCACGACCGCUUCAACAAGACCUGCUACAUCUGUGAAGAGCAGGGCAGGGAGAGCAAAGCAGCCUCUGGAGCAUGCAUGGCCUGUAAUCGGCAUGGCUGCCGGCAAGCUUUCCAUGUCACCUGUGCCCAGAUGGCUGGCCUCUUAUGUGAAGAGGAAGUCCUAGAAGUCGACAAUGUCAAAUAUUGUGGCUACUGCAAGUACCACUUCAAUAAAAUGAAGACCUCACGUCACUCCGGAGGGAGCUCCUUCAUUGCUGGAAGACGGAGUCGAUCCACGUCCCCUGCUCAAGAGAAGCAUGUAUCCCACCACGAAAGGCCAAAGAAGAGUCGUAAGGACAAGGAAAGACCUAAACAGAAGCACAAAAAACGUCCAGAAUCUCCCACCAGCCUUACGCCAGCCCCAGUGCCCGUCGCUGCAGAAAAGGGCUCCACCAGCCACCAUGAGGGGAGCAAAGAGACCUCAGAGGUCGGGAGAUCGGAGGUGAAAGGCAAGAAGUCCUCAAGCCAUGGCAGCAGCCACAAGGGGAAAAAGACGGGAAGUGGGAAAAGCUCGGCUGGCUUCAGCUCAGCUUCCUCCAGCGGGACCUUCCAGCCUGCAGGCACCUCCUGCAGCUCCUUGCAGUGCUCCCAGGAUUUCGUGACAUUCCCCAAGCUCGAGCAGGACGACGAGAAGUACCGGAAGCCUGUCUCUUCCUCUUCUUCUUCGCACUGCUCCCCUCUGUAUGAAGGCCAGAAGGGGGAUAUCUUUGAGCAGAAGGUGAUCUUCUCAGGCUUUGGGUCCAUCAUGCGCUUCUCCACCUCUGCCGUGAGCCAGCAGCGAGGCCGUGAUGCCUCCCCUGUGGACUACAAGGCCUCGAACCCUGUCAGCGGCCCUUCGGUGGGGAGCAGCGGGGCCACUGGCGGCGGCGGCGGCAGCAGCAGCAGCAGCAGCCACAAGCGCAUGCCGUCCCUCAGCAUGGAAGAGGGAGAGGUGCUGAAAGAAAAGAAGCACAAGGGCAGCAAGAAAAAUAAGCACGGGCCUGGCAGGCCGAAAGGGGGCAAAAGCAAAGAGAUUUUGGGUGCCCAGCUGGCUGGGUCCACGUCUACGUCUUCGUCGCCCUUCUCCGGGGGCUCCCUUGUUAGCUCCAGCAUCAGCAACUCUUCGCGGCCCUUCAGCCACACGGGGAACCUGCCCAGCCUCAGCAUGGAAUCCCCACUGCUGAGUUCAGGGAUCUACACCAGUAACAAGGACCCUAUUUCCCACGGGGGCGGAGUGCUCCGAGCUGUGUGCAGUACACCCCUCUCUUCCAGCCUGCUGGCACACCAGGGUACGUCGUCUCUCCCACAGCUCAACCGGUCUCCCUUUGCUAGCACCAUCCCAGCCUCCUCUUCCUCCUCGGUCUCCACCACGCAGGUGUUCUCACUGGCAGGUUCAACAUUCAGCCUCCCCUCCUCACAUAUUUUUGGAAGCCCCCUCACAUCUGGGCUGUCAAUCAACCCGCUCCUAAAUCAGUCGGAAAGCAGCCGGGCAGAGCCCGACCUGGAGGACUGCGGUUUUGGCUGCCGAGGGACGUCGCCCCAGGAGAGUCUCUCUUCCAUGUCCCCCAUCAGCAGCCUGCCGACCCUCUUUGACCAGACGGUGUCCUGCAGCAGCAGCGGGCAGCUGGAGAAUGUUCCCCAGGCCACCCCAAACAUCGAGCAGCUUCUGGAGAAGCAGGGCAAUGGGGAAGCCGGCGUAAACAUUGUAGAAAUGCUCAAAGCCCUGCACUCGCUGCAGAAGGAGAACCAGCGGCUUCAGGAGCAGAUCAUGACGCUGACAGCCAAGAAGGAGCGUCUGCAGCUCCUCAACGUCCAGCUCUCCGUCCCUUUCCCGGUGGUCACCAGCAGCAACGGCCCAGGCAGCCAGGCCCAGUACAUCCUGCCUCCCAACGUCUGCAACAACGAUUCCCUGAGCAUCAGCAAGAGCCCGCCAUGCAAGAACAGCUUUGGGAUCGAGAACUCGCUCUCCACUUCCUCUGAGGACCCUCAUUCAGGUUGCCCCAGCAGGAGCAGCUCUUCCCUGUCCUUCCACAGCACUCCUCCACCCCUGCCCAUGCUGCAGCAGAGUCCUGCCUCGCUACCCCUGCCCGGGGCGCAGCAGGUGAAUGGCCUGGCCAGGGUGGCAGGCAGCGGGCUGGGGGGAGGCACCGCUGCCAGCCACAGCCUCUCCACGGUGCCCAUGGUGGACGGCCUGAUGGGGACCCUGGCAGGAGGCCAGCAGAUGCCCAUCAACGGGAUCCUGGGGAAUCUGAACGGAGCUCAGGCCGCCCAGCCUCCGAGCGCGCUGACGCAGGCGAGCGGGCCUCCGACCUUGCAGCUCUCCACCAGCCUGAGCAGCGUGCCCAGCCUGAGUCCCCUGACAGAGCAGCAGCGGCACGUCUUGCACCAACACGAACAGCAGCUCCAGCAGCUUCAGCAGCUCCUGACUUCUCAACCGCUUAAUCCGGAGCAGCAGGCCCUGGUGUUCCAGAUGAUGCAGCAAAUCCAGCAGAAGAGGGAGCUGCAGCGGCUGCAGAUGACGAGCUCGUCCCAGCUGUCCAUGAGCAGCCUCCUGGCGGCCACCUCUGCCCCCCUCCUGCACUCCAGCACCAGCGCCCUGAUGACCUCGGCCCCCCAGGCGCCCCCCAGCAGCAGCUCUCUCAUGGCCUCCCUCUCCCCCCAACAGCUCAACCCUAGCAAUGCCCUCCUGGCUCCGCAGGCCACCCCGCCACUCAGCGCUCCUGGGAACAGCCUCAUGGCUUCGGGGACAGGCAUCCCACCUGUCCUUACAGCACAGACUAACCCGUUUCUCAACCUGCAGGCUGAUGGCAACACCCCAAAAGGAACGAGCAUGAAUGAAAAGGGAGCUCCUCUUACCCAGGACAAGGGCUAAGCUCCCCCCUCACCCCGAACAAACCAGCAGCCAACUCCUCUCAGCCAGGGGAAUGUGGCUUUCCACAGUCAGCAACUUUGAUACUGUUAGAGCAAUGAGCACAAGGCUUCCAAGAAGCAUUUCCUGCCGCUGGGCAAUGCCAAGAGGUGCUUUGGAAGACAGUACGUCUCUGACCAAGCCCUGGCAUCGGGAGGAGCGAAGGCGGGGGGCAGCCUGCCGCGCUGGUCUGUGCCACACAUGCUCAAAGUGAAGCUGUGUUUCCACGCAGAGUGGAGGAGAGCUAACACCAGAUGCCUGCCGGUCUCCUCCCUGCCGGGAGCGCAAGCGUGUGUUUACGUGUGUGUAGCCCCCAGGCCGAGGCACUAGAGACCGUCGAGCAUCCUUGGCCAAGACCUUGGUGGAGGGAGGCCCCUCUGCUGAGGACUCUUUUCUGCACAGUGCAGAGGAAUCUGGCAGUGCCCUCGGAGGCAGCACUGGAUGUGCCACGGCUGGGGAAGUGGGACGUGGUGGCAGCGCCUGUGUGGUCUGCUCCUCCCAGAUGGGGAGGCUGAGAAGAAGCCCCGCAGCUGAGGUUUCUCAACUGCUUCUCAUCUGCUGGGCUCUUAGGAGGCCGUUGUCUCUGUAGCCAUCAUACGAUGCCCCUGCACGCCAGCUGGAUCCAUACCCAGCCUGAAAAGACACGAGCGGUGGAGCGAUGGGGAAGGAUUGGUGCUUGGGGAGGUGAAAGCCACCAGCUUCUUUAAAGGACAUUGCCACGUCUGCUCACAAGCUGCUGUUGGGUCGGUGCUGUACGUUUCACGUGAAAAGCACACUCCUGCUCCUCAUGCCGUCUUUCACUCUACUUCCAAGAUUUCCAAAGCCUAAAAUUUCAGCUUGCAAAAAGGGGCCGUAGCCAGUAUUACCCAUAUCGUAGCCAACUUCAGAAGGUGCGGUUUGAACCUGGCACUUGUUUCCUAGGCUAAGCUGGGCGAUAGAAAGGUGUGUGUGUGGAAAAGACAGUCCCAGAUCUGGUACCUGUUCGUUCUUACCCACCACAAAUCAUUCCAGUCUGGCAAAAAAAAACAAACCAAAACAAAAAAAAAAACACAACAAAAACCUACCAACGUUCUUCCACUGGUCUUGGGCACUUGAGAAAAGGGAUCUCCAAGCAAUGGGACAACCUCCCAAGCUAGGACAUCGGACCCUUCGUUGUUUUCCACCUCUUGACCUUAACUCCGUCUUGCAGCCUGGAACCCCAGCAAAGGCAGCGGCUUCCUCUGAGCUGGGAUGCGAUGGAUUGAGUGAAGGACAGGUGGGGCAGCCCUGAGGGAAGGGGAACAUCUACGUCAAACGUACGCGUGCCCCUUUGCCUCAUCCCCUGGCUAAAUGCAGAGCUCUGGUGGGUGGGGGGCAGGCGUGAAGACUCCAGCAAAUAGAAACUCUGAGGGUCUUAAAAAAAAAAAAUAAUAAUAAUAAUAACUGUCAGACCUUAACAAAUAUUUUUCAGCACAUUCCCACUGCCCCUAACUGGUUUGCACUAUUCAAAUUUGUCAGCAGUGGGGCUGUGCUGAUAGUACUAGGAAAGCUUGUGACAGGCAAAACUCAUCUGCUAAAUCUUUCAUCCUUUUUCUGUUUCGUUAUUUUUGUUUGGAGGAUUAUCACCACAGUGGUUGGAUAAGGCUAAAACAAAAGGAAGAACCUUUUUGAUCUCAGCCUCUAGUUCUGUGAACUGGGUAGAACACUGCUGUCUGCUCAGAAAUAUAUAUAUUAUAUAUAUAUAUAUAUAAUUUUUUUUUAAUACAGAAAAGCUAAUGUUUUAACAAGGUU